UCUUCCGUCCUAAUUUGCGGCGGCGCUACCGUAAGUCCUGGGCGCCCGAGCCCGGCGGUUUUUGCCCGCCGGUGGCGGCCUCGUAGUUUCCCGGCGAGGCGUGUGGCCGCUCGGGGCUGGGAUGAACCGCGCUGUCGGCGGAGGCCGGGCAGCCGAGCUGGAGCCAUGGACAGAGAGAAAUUGAGAGGGAGAGAGAAAAAUAGACACCUGCAGGCCUGCUUCACCACUUGUGAAGUGACCCUUCUGCAGGCGAGCACAGUGGUAGCAGUUGGACUGACCAUUGCAGCUGCAGGAUUUGCAGGUCGCUAUGUUUUGCAAGCCAUGAAGCAUGUGGAGCCUCAAGUAAAACAAGUUUUUCAAAGUCUACCGAAAUCUGCCUUCAGUGGUGGCUAUUACAGAGGUGGGUUUGAACCCAAAAUGACAAAGCGGGAAGCAGCACUAAUACUAGGUGUAAGCCCUACUGCCAACAAAGGGAAAAUAAGAGAAGCUCAUCGUCGAAUCAUGCUUUUAAAUCACCCAGAUAAAGGAGGAUCUCCUUAUAUAGCAGCCAAAAUCAAUGAAGCUAAAGAUUUACUAGAAGGUCAAGCUAAAAAAUGAAGUACAUGUGUGAUGAAACUUAAAUUCUUAAUAGUUUAUGCAUAUAUAUACCUUUUUUAAAUAAUAAAAUGCCUCAAUACUACAAUUUU
Messenger RNA from Erinaceus europaeus (western European hedgehog), 686 nucleotides. RefSeq names its product DnaJ heat shock protein family (Hsp40) member C19 (gene DNAJC19). The record is from RefSeq and is a predicted model, not a curated record. Gene Ontology annotation, biological process: protein import into mitochondrial matrix. Gene Ontology annotation, cellular component: PAM complex, Tim23 associated import motor. Gene Ontology annotation, molecular function: ATPase activator activity. Bases 166 to 597 code for a protein of 143 amino acids. Lineage: Eukaryota; Metazoa; Chordata; Mammalia; Eulipotyphla; Erinaceidae. The transcript is spliced from 7 exons.